Molecule: messenger RNA, 1786 nt
Organism: Salvia splendens (bonfire salvia)
Lineage: Eukaryota; Viridiplantae; Streptophyta; Magnoliopsida; Lamiales; Lamiaceae
Product: F-box/LRR-repeat protein At4g14103-like
Exons: 4
Coding region: 202-1662 (486 amino acids)
Molecular function (GO): protein binding
Source: RefSeq, a predicted model, not a curated record
UAGAUGUCGUAUCUAGUAUGCGCCAUGGCGUUAUGUACCUGCAACUUAUGUUUACCUCGUGGUGGUAUAAGGGUGGAUAGAAAAAACCGCUUACCUUGUUUUGCAUGGUUGAUUGGGCUUGAUGAUGUGAAGGCUUUGACUCUGUCCAGUAUCCAUUCUUCUUCCUAAGGGAUAAGUGCACUAUUUGCUGCAUUUGAAGAAAUGGAGAUGGCGACUAAAAAUAUAAAAUGGACACAAACUGAGAACGAAAGAAUUAUUGAACAGGAAUGUCAUGACAGGCUAAGUAGUCUGCCCUCUGAAAUCCUGGACCACAUUCUAUCAUUUCUCAGCAUGAAUGAAGUUGUGAAAACCGGCGUGCUGUCAAGAAAAUGGAGAUAUUUCUGGCAUUCGACACCAUGCUUGAACUUCGAUUUUAGAGAUUUCUGGAACCAGGAGCGCUUCCUAAAUUUGAGUUACAAUGAAUGCGUGAUAAAAUUUUGGGUAUUUGUCAAGUGCGCUAUUGUGAUCAGAUCACCCAUUUGUAGACUGCGGCUCUACUGUGAAGCCUGUGAUACCAUUCAGCUUGAUUCGCUUUUAUAUCUUUGCGCCUUGAAAGAAGUCCAAGAACUUGAUAUUUUUACUGGAUAUGGAAUCCUGCAGUGUCCAGUUCAUUGUGGUGUACCAACUCACGUUGAUGCAUUUAUACAGGGCGUGAAUAGUCUGGUUGAGUUGCAACCGUUGGCAAGCCUUUCAAAUCUCAAGACCCUAAAUUUGGUUGGGGUCCAGUUUGAUGAUUCUGAUAUAGCUGAGAAUGUGUUCAGUGAUUGUGGUGUUCUUGAAACUUUAUCUCUGGAAUAUUGUUGUUUUGUGAUGAGAAAACAUCUCAAUAUUUCUGCCAAUAAGCUUAGGACUUUCAACUUUGUAAACAAUGGCCCUUAUUGGUGGGAUUAUAGGUGCAUGUUCGACGGUGAGCUGGAACUUCAUACUCCAAACCUUGUAUCUUUCUGGUAUAUCGGGCCAGUGCUACAGCUUAGUCAAUCCUCAGAUAUGCUAUUUUUGAAGAAUGCCUCCAUUGAGCUCCGAUAUCAAAAUACACCAGGGGACUUAGGUGCUAUGGUUUUUGGUAUUCGUCAUGUCCGGGAGUUAUCAGUGUCGCCAAAUUUUGUCCUGUACUACUCUCCUGAAUUUCAAAAAUAUGCUGGCGACUUCAGUCCUCUCGACAGUCUGAGGAGCUUGAAGGUUUGUAUGGAAUUCACGGGGGACCAUAUGGAGGGUCUAAUAAAGCUACUCCAGCUUUCUCGUAAUCUUGAAGCUCUAUCUAUCCGAUUCACUGAGCACCCCUGGAAAAUCAGUUGGGAGUCCAGGAAAAUCAACGUCCCUAUGAUAUCGCACAAGCUGAAAGAAAUUGAGAUUUUCACGGGCGGCGGCCUGAAGAACUUGAUAGAGCUUAUCAGAUUCUUCCUUGAGAAUGGAAAAUCUCUGGAGAAGAUAAACAUCACGCAAAAGGAAGAAAUGCUUGAUCCGGAGGAGUUCUACUCAUUGCACAACGUUGAGUUAGCAUGUGAAUCUGUUUCGAUAUCCAUCGGUUUAGCUUCUGCUUCUGGAACAAUCAAGAUGGUCGACUUUUUGUAUUGGAAAUGUGGUUCGGGUACGGCCGAUCAAUGUAUCCAAUAUGGCCAGUAAAUCAAUUUUUCUUCUACUUGCUCUUUCUUAUCAUCAAAACAAAAAAAAGGUAGAUUAAUAAGGUGAACUGAUGACAUUAUUAUGUAUAACUUGCUAAGACCAUUUCUAUCUUUUGGAUAUGCUA